Messenger RNA from Ostertagia ostertagi, 1428 nucleotides. NCBI's taxonomy places the organism in Eukaryota, Metazoa, Nematoda, Chromadorea, Rhabditida, Trichostrongylidae. The record is from the annotation of a GenBank genome assembly.
AUGAAAAAAAUCACUUUCAUCUUUUUAUUUCUUUUCAUCGCCGGAUCAUUAUUCAGCCAAUCGCCGAAAAAAGGUAAAUAUGGUGAUGGACCGGAUGAUAUACCAGCGGUGGGUAUUAUUAAAGGGAUGAGUGAUGAGCAACUCCUGGAAACCGUGCAACGCCAGACAUUCAGGUUCUUUUGGCACGGUGCGCAUCCUGUUAGUGGUCUGGCGCUUGAACGCAGCAAUACCGUACUUGCCGAAUAUUAUUGGGACUAUAUCAACGAAGCAUGGGAUGAGCCAAAUUUUAGUCGUACAAAAUUUGGUCCCGACGCUGGUGCUAUCGGUGGUACCGGAUUUGGAAUUAUGAGUACGGUCGUUGCAGUUGAUCGCGGUUGGAUCGGGCGGGAUACUGCCGUUCGCCGACUCAUCAAAAUCGCCGACUUCCUGUUAAAUGGUGAUUGCUUUCACGGAAUUUAUCCGCACUUCAUGAAUGGGCGUACAGGUAAAACAAUACCAUUUGAUCGUUUAGAUGAUGGCGCUGAUAUUGUCGAAACAUCUUAUCUCAUCAUGGGCUUUCUCUGUGCACGUGAGUAUUUUUCAAAAGAUAGUCCAAGGGAAAAAUACCUGCGCAAGCGCAUCGACCAAAUUUGGGGAGCUGCCAAUUGGAACUGGCAUAGUAACGGGCAAAACAAAUUAUUCUGGCACUGGAGCCCUAACAAUGGCUUUGAUAUGAAUUUUCCUGUAUGGGGAUGGAAUGAAUGCCUGAUCACUUAUAUCAUGGCUGCUUCAUCUCCUAAUCAUUCAAUUUCAAAAGACGUGUAUGAUGGCACUUGGGCAGGAAGUCUUGGCUUCAAAAAUGGUAAAGAAUACUAUGGCUAUCGGCUGCCUCUGGGUAAUUAUGAUAAGGACAAAGGCGGACCGUUGUUUUUUGAACAGUAUACUUUCCAGGGAAUCGAUCCGAAUGGUUUAAAGGAUUCUCUUGGCAACGAUUAUUUUGAACAAGGGAGAAAUCAUACACUGAUCAACCGAGCUUAUUGCAUCGAAAACCCUAACAAGUUUAAAGGAUACAGCGAAAAAUGCUGGGGUCUUACCGCCGGGGAUAGUUAUAAAGGCUAUCUCGCACACAGCCCCGAAAAUGACAGGGGUGUUAUUCAACCCACCGCUGCCAUCUCUUCCCUUCCGUAUACACCCAGGGAAAGCAUGGAAGCAUUGCGGUAUUUCUAUUAUGAACUCGGUAAUAAGAUAUGGAGUCCGUAUGGUUUUGUCGAUGGAUUCAGCAUUCACCACAACUGGUAUGCAAAAUCUCACCUGGCAAUUGACCAGGGCCCUAUUGUAACCAUGAUCGAAAAUUAUCGAACUGGAUUGCUUUGGAAACUAUUUAUGAAAAUACCCGACAUUCAAAACGGGCUUAAGAAACUAGGCUUUCAAAGUCCGUACAUAAAAUAA